This is a messenger RNA of Ogataea angusta, 438 nucleotides long. RefSeq lists its product as uncharacterized. The record is from RefSeq and is a predicted model, not a curated record. Gene Ontology annotation, cellular component: 90S preribosome. Gene Ontology annotation, biological process: ribosomal small subunit biogenesis. Lineage: Eukaryota; Fungi; Ascomycota; Pichiomycetes; Pichiales; Pichiaceae. The transcript has a single exon. Bases 1 to 438 code for a protein of 145 amino acids.
AUGUCGAACCUUCUGCAGACAGAAAUCCAGCAGAAGCUGAGCCAGGCAAACAUGCGAAUAGCCGGCUGGCUGGGCGGCGAGAGCGGCGGGGCGCCGGAACGGAACGCAUUUGAGGACCUGCCCGUGAUCAAGCCCGGCGCCGGUCUUGACCUGUCCUCGGAUACGGCCAGAAUAGGCGAUUUCACGUCAGGGAAGACGGUAAAAAAAAUGAAAAACCCGCAACGACCGCAGUCGCGGUCGCUCCAGGCGUUGCAGAACAAGCUGCGGAACGCCAGCAGAGACAAGGCACGCGCGAGAGUGGAGAAAACGAAGCGGGAGGCCUCAAAGCAGGCCCCCGGCGGGAGUGCACAGUCUGAGGACGACUCGGACGAGGACGAGGUGGUGCGACGGAAGAAAAGCGGUCCCACCGCCAAGAAGGUGAGCAAGCGGCCAUUUUAG